AGUCUUUCACUCGUGAAUCUACUGCCAUGAAGAUCCCUAUCUCCAUGUCAGACAUACCAGCACCGGCACCAACUGCCCCUCCCUCGCGGCCCAUUAAAAAACUCUCGCUUACCGAGUUGAUUAACAAGAGGCGAGAGGAGCACUUCAGGUCGCAUUCUUCUGGCGAAUGUAUCGACCUUACGGACGAUGUGUCUCCUUCAAGUGGCAGUAGCCAUGCGCCCAGUGUGUCGAAGCUUCAGGAAUCUGUACAACCUCCACACAUUACAGCCAACAAUGUGUCUUCAUCGCCUGCCCCAGUCUCCGGUAGACAGCCAGCACCGAUUGUUGAGACUCGCACGCCGAGUAUACAGGAAAUUCGCGAUUUAAUGCGUCAGCGUCCAUCCAGCACAUCUGCCACCAGCUCCCUCAUUCCCAACAUCUCUCCCCCUCCUUCCACUACAUCCAAUUCAACAUCAUCCAGUAACCAAAGCAUCUCGAAAUCUAGCUCACGCAGAAAGAACUGCUCGAUAGGCAUGGCAAGUCUUGAAAUGUUCAUCUCGCCCAUCCCGGACGGGUCCCAGCCCGCGUCGACGACGAAGACGACGCCACCGACUAUGAAGAGAAUCUCAUGCAAUGCGGAUGUGUUCAGGCGCAUUAUUACGCCCACAGCGGAGAUAUCGGUGCGCGAUCCCUCAUUGUCUCCUUCUGAGGGUCGGAGAACCAGGCGUGUUGUUCGACCACCCAAUCCGCAAGGUAUUGGCGCUGGUGUCGAUGAUGUUGCUGCGCAACUUCAUGAUCAGUCUCGUGCACUGCCUGAACCACUUGAGGAUCCCGGAGUUGCGCCGACCACUUCACCGUUUGUUAUUCCUGUGGAGGGAGAGAUGGAAGUCCAGAGCACCUACGCGCACAAGGACGUCCAACUCCUAGAUGCCACAAUGGACGAUAUGCUUCCAUCGGAAGGCUUGCAAGGUGUCACCGAGAGCAUUAGAUCGCUGGAUUUACAUGAACGCAGUCGAUCCCCCGAAGUAGACAUCAAUGUUGAUCAGGUGGGCGUUUCGCCUUUAGAGCGUAUACGUGAAGACGGGUACCUUGAAGCCAUCCCGGUGUCUGCCGAUUUAAUGGAACACGAGGAGUUAGAGUCACUGGAGAUGUUAGUGGAUGACGUUUCGGCUGAGAGCGUGGAGCAAGCUCUGGUCUCUGUUGAUGAGCGCCGCGAUGUUGACGAAGAAAACACUGGUGUGAAUAUGAGAGGAACACGAGCAUUGACAAAACGCACAAGGUCUAAGUCAACGGGUGUAUCGGGAGAUAGUGACCAAGAGCGCCUUUCAGUGCUCAUGCAAUUAGAAGCUUCAGAUGGAGAGGCAGGAGAAGCGGAUCAUCCGAUUUCUAUCAACAGCAGCCGGACGAUAUCUUCGCACACUUCUUCAAGACAGCUUUCUCAGUCUCCUGUGUCUGCUGGUCCCUUGGGUGUCAGCGUGGUAGAUGGAGGUCAUGCCACGUCCGUAAAGCAGCUCGAAGACGGUGUCGAGUAUUAUAUAGGCGGAUAUCCUGUCGUGACAUGGAAUUCGUAUUCGCAAGCACAGCGGCUGAUGCCUCCCAAGUACCGUCUCGCAAUAGACCUUCCACAUGAGUUCCAGGACCGCGUCAAUGCCCUCCCUCAGUCGUACAGGGAUUCGCCCCAGGCAACCGUGCUCUUCGAGGCCAUGAUCGAUGAAGCAAUGGAUGACGAACUCGGAGCCCCUCCCAUAUCAGUCAUCAACGAGGUGACUGACGAAGGCGCGCCGCCUUGGGAAUUCGUAUACACGAACCAGAUGUGGUAUGGCGAAGGCGUUCCGCCGCCAGAUAUCAAGAAUCUGAAAAGCUGCGGCUGUGUUGGGCGAUGCGAUCCCAAGUCGAAGACAUGUGGGUGCGCGAAGCGGCAACGCCAUCAUCUUAAGCGAUAUAUUGCCAACAAUACCAUACCGGACACCUGGAAUGGCGUACCGUUUUUGUAUGACAGCAAGGGAUCUCUGCAGUUUUUCGGGAUGCCGAUCUUUGAGUGUAAUGAUUUCUGUGGGUGCGAUGAGGAUUGUCCGAACCGAGUUGUUCAGAGAGGCAGGAAAUAUGCUGUCAACAUCAAAAGGACAGAAACUAAAGGAUGGGGUGUCUUUAAUGGGCCGAAGAAGAUUCCUGGGGGAUCCUUUAUCGGCAUCUAUGCUGGCGAGUUACUGACCGUGGAGGAAUCUGACCGCCGUGGAAUGCUAUACAACAAGUUCGGACGAACUUACCUCUUCGAUAUCGACUUCUAUUACAUGGGUGCUGUAGCAACGUACUCUGUGGAUGCUUAUCACGCUGGAAACUUCACUCGUUUUCUUGCAAGUUUAUUUUAUCAAAACCACAGUUGCGACCCAAAUUGUGAAAUCAAUCCAUGCUAUAUCAACGAAGCCAAUAUCGAGAAGCCGUUGUUGACAAUCUUUACCAGGCGAGAUGUCGAGCCAUUCGAGGAGCUAUCUUUCUCCUACAUGGGCUGCAUCGAUGAUGACAUGAUAUCCAAGGCCAAAAAUGCGAAAAAGAGCAACGAUGCGGUCUAUGCGGAGUGUCAUUGUGGGAGCGCAAACUGUUUGGGAGUGUUAUUUUCGUAAAUAGCAUUUGUUUUCACUCGCUGAUUUGAGCCGUUGUCAUCGCGUCCUCAUUGUCUCUUUAGCCAUGAGGCUUGCAAUUUAUAUCUUUGCGUUGUGCGAUAAGCUCCAUGUACCUGUUUUCUACUGCUUCAACGCAUGACGCUUUCAAUGACUGC
Molecule: messenger RNA, 2755 nt
Organism: Suillus subaureus
Lineage: Eukaryota; Fungi; Basidiomycota; Agaricomycetes; Boletales; Suillaceae
Exons: 11
Coding region: 27-2600 (857 amino acids)
Cellular component (GO): nucleus
Molecular function (GO): zinc ion binding; protein binding; histone methyltransferase activity
Source: RefSeq, a predicted model, not a curated record